This is a messenger RNA of Dufourea novaeangliae, 5302 nucleotides long. RefSeq names its product E3 ubiquitin-protein ligase listerin (gene Ltn1). NCBI's taxonomy places the organism in Eukaryota, Metazoa, Arthropoda, Insecta, Hymenoptera, Halictidae. The transcript is spliced from 22 exons. The record is from RefSeq and is a predicted model, not a curated record. Gene Ontology annotation, biological process: rescue of stalled cytosolic ribosome; ribosome-associated ubiquitin-dependent protein catabolic process. Gene Ontology annotation, cellular component: RQC complex; cytosol. Bases 96 to 5195 code for a protein of 1699 amino acids. Gene Ontology annotation, molecular function: zinc ion binding; ubiquitin protein ligase activity; ribosomal large subunit binding.
UUGCGAAACGUGUUGUAUCGAUAGGAAACUGAACAAGCAAAAUUUAUGUGUGAGCAUAGGACCCAUUGUUUUCUCUUACUUUUCUACUGAUUAUUAUGGGGAAGAAUAAACAAGCACAACGAACGAAAAACAAUGCAAGACCAUCAAAUAGUAGCAGAAGCGCAGAGCUUCUGGGCACCGCAAUACCCAAGUUUGUUGGUUUCUCAGCCGUGAAAGAUGGUGGAUACGUACCUGUAUUACCAGGUUUAUCACUUUGCAGUGUAAAUGAAAUUGAAAUGAGUAAUGUGGAUAGUAAUUUUCAAAUAGUGUUAAAGAAAAUGAACAAAAAAGAUGCGACAACAAAGUGCAAGGCCCUGCAAGAAUUUGCUGUUCUGUGUAAAGAUUCAGAAUUUCCAGCCGUAGAAGGAAUGUUGCCAUUCUGGCCCAGAUUAUAUUGUGCCUUGGCAAUAGACAUUGAGCAUAGAGUAAGGGAAGCUGCACAGUUAGCACAUGCAGCAGUCGUGAAGCGUGUAGGCAAAGGUAUAGCCGUGUAUUUGAAACAACUCGCAGGAGCUUGGUUCACUUCCCAACACGAUAUGUAUCCUCCGGCUGCAUCGGCUGCUAGUAAUUCAUUCAAUGACACAUUUCCAUCAAAAAAAAUUAUCGAUGCCAUUGUGCACUGUCAACGUGAAAUUUUAAUGUAUAUUUGUGAUAAUGUCACUGUUCACACUGCACAAUCUUUAUCUCUGCAAAAGAGUCUUACUGUAGAGGAAAUGGAGGCAAAGUAUCAGAGGGUGCUGGUCGCCAGCCUGCAAGGAUAUAGUUUUUAUCUAAAAAAGGUUCCCGUAGAGGAAAUCGAGAAAAUGGUCGAUAUUCACCGUAAAAUUAUAAGUAACAACAAGUUCUGGAAGUUGGUGAAGUAUGAUGUUCUUCCAGUGAAAACGGCAUUCUUUAAUGUGCUGACAUCGGUGAUCGAGAAUGCUAAUAUAUUGUUGCAAGAGGAGAAAAAGAGAACUGUAACAACUAUUAUGAACAGCCUAGAUGAAAUGGAACCAGCACUUUUAUCUGCCGUUUGGGAAGCCAUGCUUGUAACUAUAAAUAAAAUAGAGGACUGGUAUUGUGUAGUGAGCAUUGAGAAGCUCGUAUUACCGAAAUUGUGGCGUGUUCUACGAAGUGGAGGACAGUGUUCUGCAAGUAUUGUAUACCCAAACUUGUUACCAUUUAUCAGUCAAUUCCCUAAGUUAAAUGUCGAUGUACAUAACUUGUACAUGAACUUCUUCAGUAAUAUGCGACAUGGAUUUUCUCUCAAAAGUGUGCAAACGAGCCGCUCAGAAAUGUUUGCUGUAACAACAUCGUUCACUGAAUGUCUACGGUAUUCUGUUCUAUUAAAUGUUAACAAUCAAGACUUGUGCACGGCGCUCCUCAAAGAACAGCUGAUACCAGUUUUAGAAACAUGUUUAAAGGAGAAAACUCAAAUGAAAGAAAUUCUCUUCCGUGAAAUUAUACAGUUGGUGCGGUACUGGAGCAAAAAUCGCCACAAUGAAGAUUAUAAGUCGUAUAUUCACUUAAUACAGCGGUUUUGGAUUGAACUUGAUUCGUUGUUCAAUUCGCUGAUAGAUGCGUCUCAAAAUUCUGAGACAUUCAAUACUCCGGAUACAAAUAAUUCUCAGAUUGAAUUUUUAAUUACAUUGAAGACAGCACCUAUGCACAGUCGUAAGAAUUUGAAGGUGAAGUUUUCUAAUCCGGAAGAGGAUACGAACGUUGAGCCAGAAACUCCGACGACAGAAGUCGAUACCGAUACAAAAUUCUUAGCGGAGCUGAAUAACUUUGUCAAUUCCCUUUGCAUUAAAUACUUUGAUAAAAUCAGCGAACAACGGACACAAAAAUACGUGAUACAUUUGAACAAGCUUAUCACGUGUUUCGAGAGCGAAAAACUUUUCAUAAAUCUGUCAGAGUCUUUAAAGACUCAAAUAAACUUCUUCAGUUUCUACGAUCAGGUCUUGAGACAAUGGUUGCUGGAACAAUCGACAGAGACCGAGCACAUAGUGGAAUUAAUAUUCAAUCUGAUUAUGUAUAUGAACGAGUCUGAGAAGGAGAAGGUUUUGAAAUCGCUCACAGGGUUUGAAGAUGUCGUAACAACAAGAAGCGUUGUAUAUUGUGCAUUGUCCAAGAAGCGAUCAAGAGAUAAUGCGAUCAUAAAAAAAUGGUGUUCACCGUCUAAAAUAACUAGUCUGUUAAUAGACGUAGCAAAGGAAAUUGCUUCAGGAAAUUAUUCCGAUCUCGAGAAGAAUCAGGAUCUCAUUUUGUUGGCUCUCGAGCCAUCCGAUGAUGGCAAUUUGUUGGUCAAGGAAGAUGGAGUCAAUGAAAUCGUGUCUAUUCUCUGCAAUUCCAUUCACGAAGUGGAUGAAGCGUGCUUGUUACACUUCGCGCAGCUAAUUUCUUGCAUUGUUCCAUUAACAUGGGCCCACAAGCGAUCAACGCUGGGAGGUGUACAAGUAUUGGAAACACUGUUCGAAUUGUGUUCUCAGAACUACUUCAGCAACAAUGGAACUUUCAUAGAAACAAUGAGGAAUGUAUGGAAGAAUGGUCUAUUGGAAGCCGUUCGAAAACUCUCCCGAUUGGAAUUUAUCGAAUUGACCAGAAAAUUUGCAAGCAUCAUGUGGAAGAAGAUAUACAACUCGAACGAAGAGCAUACAAACGAAACAUUGGUGGAUGUUUCAGCUGAUUUUCUUGGGAUCAUUAUUAAUAACGAUGUUCACAUGGAAGAGACUCAUGUACAAGAGAUUAUUUUAACAUUCUUAACGGAUUCUGACAUAGCAACGUGGAUGGCUGAAGUAACAGGAAUAAUUCUUUAUGGAGAAGUGAUAACUGGAGAGUUGUAUGUGUUCACUCUGGAUCAGAGUAUACAGCUUUUCCAGAAACGUGAAUCCGUUAAUUUAAUUAGUAACACGGUAGUAGACAACACCGAAAAUUGCUUGAAGUGGGCGUUGUUCAAUACAAAUUUGCUGAACAAUAUAUGCUUAAGAUCGACUGACACAGAUCAGGAAAGGGAAGAAUCUAAUAUUGAGAAACCGUCGAUACAGAAUGUUAAAUUACCAGGGAUUAUAGAUCUAUUAGUGGAUAUUAUGUAUUCGGUUAUUUUAGGGCGAAUAUACACAAAUUAUUAUAAAUCUACUAAGUGUUACAGUAAUGUGAAGAAAAUUUUGACGACAAUUCAGGAUAAUUUCAAGCAGUUACAAACAUACGUUACGGAAGAUACCUGCAGUGAAAUUCUAAGUUACAUAAAAAUGAAUUCUGACAAAUAUGGCAGUAUGCUGUCCUACUUAAUAUACUUUUGUCGCACGGAAUUAAGCACAAGCAUGGCAGCUCAAAAAGUAUUUGAAGUGUGCAACAAAAAUAUAGAAAUUAGUCUGCAGGGAUCGCAGGUUCCAUCCGAGUUUCAUACAUCAGAUAUUUAUAAAUUAAUAGUAGCAAGGAAUAAGCUUCGUAAUCAAGAAGACGAUUCCGACUGUUUCAGUUUAUUGGAAAAAAUAAUAUCUUACGAGAAGGAGAACUUCACUCCGUUACUUUUUGAUUGCGAUUUGUCUGCGACCUCGUGGGAACAGUUAACAUUACCUUUGGAGAUUAUCAGAUUACUGGCAGAGCUCGCGACAAAAAUACCUUCAAAAUUAACCAGCGAACACUGGAAUUUUAUUUUAAUAUCAUUGGUCAUGUGGCGACUCACUCUUAACAAAUCAAGGCAACACAUUAAUGACUUUAAGGUAUCAGCAUUCACGGUAGCCAUCUGUCAACUUUAUUAUGCGGUUCAGAAUGUAAUUUACAAGCAAGAGCAGAUAAAAGAUUUACCUCCAACACUACUGGACGAGUGGAAUAAUGUAUUCGCCGGUGAUCUCCAAAGUGGAUUCGCCCAGACCUGGAUGUUCUAUGCAGACACCACCUUAUCAGAUUGGCACAACGAAAGAACAAACGCUUUGAAAGCGAUCGUAGUGUUGGAUCACGUAGGAAACGCAGUGAAAUUGUUAAAUGGAAACGUAUUGUUUAAAACUCAGUUGUACAUAGUAGACUCCGCGGUUGCUGUUGACUUGAACAGCGCCGUUGGAUUGUCACUGAGGUUACUGUUGUCUCCUGUAGCCAGUAUACAAUUGGGUGCAUAUCAUUUAUUGAAACACACCGUACCAGAACUCGUGGAUAAAGACAAAGCUACUGUGGAGAUGGAGAACUUUGAUGUAAAUACACUGAAUAUUAAACAAAUGGAAGAUAGACUUCAAAAUACUCAGAACAUCGUGAAUACUAUUUUAAUGGAUUUCAAAUUAUGUGACACAGUCAGUUGUACUAUUCAACCGUACACAGACUUUUAUACAUGCACUGUAGGCUAUUUACUAUCAUGGGCUAUCAUACUAGACAUGUGUGCGAAUGCUCAUGGGGAUCUACUUUAUCAGUAUGCCGAAGUAGUUAAAGACAAUUUCUUCCCCAGUUUGUUAAACAAUAUCUUCAGGCUGAUGCCAGUGGAGGUACUUCAGGAUAACAAAAAUAAGGGUGCAAGCUUGAUGGAGCUCUUUUCAACAGAACCAUCCCUCGAAUUUGGAGAAAGUUGGACAGAAUGGAGGCUAGACCACAUAGUCUGUUGGUUGUACAGAAACAGUUUGAGGCAUUUACCGGUAUUGGUGAGGCAAUGGUGGAGUACAUCCGACAGCCGGGUCAGCGCGGCCGUGGACAAGAUCACGACACAUUAUGUCAGUCCCAUGCUUUGCCAGGAGCUGCUCAACAAUAAAUUACAAAAUAUCGAGAACAUGCAGGUGAAGGUUCACGCGACGUUCCGUGAAGUGAUGGCGUUGUACCAAAUGGACGACACUAAAUUGGAGCUUAACAUCAUAUUACCACCGAAUCAUCCCUUGGGACCGGUCACAGUGGAGCCUGGCCAACACGCGGGUGGAACCGCGAAUUGGAGGAAUUGUCAUAUGCAGUUGUCCAUAUUCCUUACGCAUCAGAACGGAUCGGUCUGGGACGGGCUUGCAUUAUGGAAGAAAAACUUGGACAAGAAAUUCGCCGGAGUCGAGGAAUGUUACAUAUGCUUCAGUAUUUUCCAUUCGAGCUCGUACCAGAUACCAAAAUUGUCUUGUCACACGUGCCGCAAGAAGUUUCAUACAGCUUGUAUGUACAAAUGGUUCAGUACAAGCCAGAAGUCCACGUGUCCAAUCUGUAGGAACAUAUUUUAAUUGAACUACUGUGUAUUAUCUAUGAAGAAACUUUGUACCUCUCUAUUCAAGUUCGUUAAGCCGAAAAUCCUGUAAAUAACCGAAGCUAGCGAACGAUAUUCUAUAGG